ACAAUGAAGAAAACGCGGAAGUGGCUCCUUUCCGGUUUCUCCUGGAGAGACGCUAAGUGAAGGCUAACACGUGGGGACGCAACUUUAUCGCACCGUCCGCUUUACAACAGCAAAACCGCUAUUUAUACGAACCACUGUAACUCUUGUUUUUCGAGCUGUUCUCGAUAUUGAGCCGUCAGUCGUCUAGUUUGACCGACAAUGGCGGACGGCGGGGACGACGACUCCCUGGAUAAAAUCAACGAGGGCGACCACGUCGUGCUGAAGCGUGGGGAGAUCUACAAAGCUGUGCAAAUACAGUCGAGAAAGAAAGUAGUGUUUGAGAAGAAGUGGCUCUUCUUGGACAACGUCGUGGGGCAGUUGUACAGCACCACUUUUGAAAUUGUACCCGGAGGACAGUUGCAACCUGUGAAACCAAAAGAUGUACAAAGUGCUGCUUCUGAUGUGAAGGAGGCGGGCACGGACAACCGGAACAUCGUGGACGACGGCAAGUCGCAGAAGCUGACCCGCGACGACAUCGAGACGCUUAAAGAGCAAGGUCUGAAGGGUCAGGAAAUAAUCCAACAGCUCAUAGACAACAGCUCCACCUUCAGGAAUAAAACAGAAUAUGCCCAGGACAAGUACAUCAAGAAGAAAAAGAAGAAGUACGAGAACACCGUGACCAUUCUGAAGCCGACCUGCCGCAUCCUGGCGCUCAUGUACCACGGACGAGAGCCAGGAAAGAUCUGUCACUUGCGAUUCGACACACUGGCGCUGAUGCUAAACCUGGCCAACAUCCACGCCGGCAGCAAAGUGUUGGUGUUUGAGACGUGCGCUGGCCUCGUGCUGGGGGCCGUCAUGGAAAGAAUGGGAGGUUACGGAUCAGUGAUCCAAAUGUAUCCUGGGGCUGGGCCGGUCCGGGCAGGAGUGGAGAACUUUGGCUUCCCAGCUCGCUUCCACGACACGCUGCAUGACUUUCCUAUCUGCCACGUCAAUGCUUUGCUAGCAGGCACGCUGGACACAAGCCCUAAGGACCCCGGUGCUGGUGAGGAGGCAACUCCUCCCGAUGUGGCUGGCGAGGAGCAGCCCAAGACAGAGCAGCGGGACACGCCGGGGAAUGCGGAGAACACGGAGACGAAUGCCAGUGGCGACCAACGCACAGAUGACGAACGCGAGCGAAGCAAAGAGGCGAAGGCUCAGCUCAAGAGGGUGAAGCAGGAAGAGAAGCGCAAGAAGCUUGCGGCUGCGGCCGCCCUGUUAGAGGGGAGGAACGCAGAUGGGUUGGUCAUCGCCUCUCUCUUCCACCCUUGUCCCGUCCUGUUGUGCCUGCUCAAGUUCUUGUCGCCCUCCAGGCCCUUUGUGGUCUACUCACAGUAUAAAGAGCCACUGGUCGAGUGUUUCACCAAACUGAAGGAGCAAGGUGGCACCGUCAACCUCCGCCUCACCGACACCUGGCUGCGCCAUUAUCAGGUGCUGCCCAACAGGACGCAUCCCAAGCUGCUGAUGAGUGGCGGCGGCGGUUACCUCCUCUCUGGCAUCACCGUGGAAACUGAGAGGUCAGGCCAGACUGAUUCAGAGGAGCCGGCGCCAAAAAAACAAAAACUGACAGAAAGCUAAAAGACUUAAAAGCCCCCCCGAUUGUGUUUCAGGGCACAUUAGCAGCUGGGCUGACUGUUGUGUCUGUUCGGAUUCGUCACAAACUCGUCUCGGCAGUUAAGCAAGGAAAGGCCUCAAAACAGACUCACCCUAGUUUUCUUUUCUUACAUUUAGGUCAGCAUUUUUUUAUUACUUUUUAUUUCCGUGGACAUUUUUUUUUUUUUUUUUGUAAUCUUCACAUAAUUCAAACAUUCUGACUUAGAAUAACUUUAAUUUAUCCUGACAAAGAGUCUUCCAGGCUUCCCUUCUUGUCUUUUAAUGAUUUUGAAACCUCAUGUUAUAUACUUUGUGAUAUUUUUUAAGCAUUCAAAUUUGGCUAGUUGUUAACAGCACUCUUCUUUGGUGUGUCAAAUUUAGAAGACAUUUAUUUUCACUUAGUGACUUUAAAGAAUGUUUUUUUAAUACGAUUUUUUUCACAUUUAAUUGUCUGAAAAUACUAAAAUCGUGGGGGGUCUAACAAUAUCAUAAUAAUGAACUAUAAUUGUUUUAGUGAGGAAAUGUGUUGAAACGUGACAGUGCACAGGAUUAAAAAAAAAAGCGUG
Molecule: messenger RNA, 2174 nt
Organism: Phyllopteryx taeniolatus (common seadragon)
Lineage: Eukaryota; Metazoa; Chordata; Actinopteri; Syngnathiformes; Syngnathidae
Gene: trmt6
Product: tRNA methyltransferase 6 non-catalytic subunit
Exons: 12
Coding region: 199-1593 (464 amino acids)
Biological process (GO): tRNA methylation
Cellular component (GO): nucleus; tRNA (m1A) methyltransferase complex
Source: RefSeq, a predicted model, not a curated record